UCCUCAAUUGCAAUUUGUGAGUAGAUGUCCAAGCGUUGGAAACAUGGACUUCAGCACUGUGCUUGAAAAAUGCGGAGACUUUGGGCGAUUCCAGCAUGUGAUCUUACUCUUAUACGGCUAUACGAAUAUACUCAGCUCCCUGCACUACUUUUCACAAACUCUUAUAACAUUUACUCCAGAGCAUUGGUAAGAAGGUGUUACCAUGACGACCUGCAGGAUUUGAAUGUGUCAGAAGUUCGCUCGAUAUACGCAAAUGUGACAAAUAAGUCUUGCACAUUAUUGGAGGGAGUGGUCAAUGGAACGGGUGUUGCAGCUGAGACUGGUCAGUGCCGGGAUUGGAUAUUUAAGCGUGAACAAGGCUACGAAAGUGUCACAACUGAGCUCAAAUGGGUUUGCGACAAAUCGCAUCACUCGGCCGUCGGUCAGUCGUUCUUCUUCAUUGGCUCAGUUGUGGGCACCGUGAUAUUUGGAAACCUCUCUGAUCGCAUUGGUCGCCUGCCAGCACUGCUGCUGGCCACAAUAGCAGGAGCAUCAGGAGAUUUUCUCACCUCGUUUAUUUACAGCUUUCCGUUAUUUGCGUUUUCACGUUUUGUUUCCGGACUCUCCACCGAUACCAUGUACUAUUUGAUGUAUAUUUUAGUCUUCGAGUACCUUAGUCCCAAACAACGCACAUUUGGUCUCAACAUUAUACUCGCCUUCUUUUAUUGCUUCGGACUGAUGACCUCCCCCUGGGUGGCCAUUUGGAUUGGCAACUGGCGCCACUACCUCUGGCUAGCUUCGUUGCCCGCCCUCGGGGUGCUCGCCUACCCGCUGUUGAUCUGUGAGAGCGCCCAGUGGCUGCUCACCAAGAAGAAAUACGAUCGCGCCGUGAAAUGCCUCAAAUGGGUGGCUAAGUUCAAUGGGCAACAGGUGGAGGACUCUGUUAUCGAUGAGUUCGUCAAGCACUAUAGCGAAAAGAUAACCGAGCAGCAGAAACUGAAUUCCCAUGAGGACACAUUCAUGGGAAUGUUCAGAACACCGCAUCUCCGACGCUGCACACUCUCCUUGCUAUUCAAAUCUAUCAUUAUUACACUCUCCUACGAUGUAAUAAACCGCAACAUGGAAGGCCUUGGAACCUCGCCAUUUAAACUAUUCUCUUACACUUCAAUCAACUAUUUACCAGCCGGUUGCACAAUUCUCCUGCUGCAAAACAAUAUCGGCCGGAAGGGCAUGGCCUGUGGCGCGUUGAUGGUGGGGGGCAUUAUCACGACAGUUACCGGCUUUCUAAUUGCCUUCAUGGACCCUAAGGAGAAUGCUCUCCUGCUUGCCAUUAUGAUUGGCUUGGGCCGCUAUGGCGUCACGGUGUCCUAUGAUGCUGAGAUCCAAUAUGCCGCCGAGAUAAUACCAACCAGCGUGAGAGGGCGUGCUCUCUCCAAUAUACAUGUCGUAGGGCUGGCCUCCAACUCGCUGGUGUUCUAUGUGAUCUACUUGGCCAAGUUCUAUAAGCCAUUGCCAUCCAUCUUCAUAAGCUGUUUAAUGUUCCUUGGCGCUGCCUUAUGUCUUACUCUUCCGGAAACCUUGAACCAAAAGCUGCCGGAAAAUCUCGCAGAAGCGGAAAGUUUUGUUAAGAACCAGCCUAGCCUUUACUUUCCAUGGUUUCGCAAACCUCCCACUAACAUCAACAUCCACUCUAAAAAAGAGACAGAAUCGAUAAAACGCCUUUGAAGUAUAAGAAAUAACGAUUACAAUCUGAAGAUUUGUAACGCUGCCAUAACUAAUAUGUAUAUAUUUAUAUAUAUAUAUAUAUAUAUACAUAUAUAUAAAUGUCCAACUUAUCUAGGAAAAGAAACUUCAUAUAGUUGUAAGCUUUUGUGAUGAAAGUGCACGCCAAGACGUGGCUUUGGGAAAUUCUACUCGAAAGCAUGGAAAAUUGAGGGAAAACUUCUAUGAAACAUUUUGGAUACUCAUUUCAGUAAAUUUUAUUUGUGAUAAACCGACCCUCCUGCGUGAUAAUGGGGGGAUAAUGAUUAUGUUAACUUAGCAUAUGCAUCACAAAACAAUAUAUACUAGCCCAUACCUGCUUGCAUUUAUAUAUAUUUAGAAGGCUACAAAUUAAAGAGUAUUAUUACA
Molecule: messenger RNA, 2109 nt
Organism: Drosophila montana
Lineage: Eukaryota; Metazoa; Arthropoda; Insecta; Diptera; Drosophilidae
Product: organic cation transporter protein-like
Exons: 7
Coding region: 70-1704 (544 amino acids)
Biological process (GO): transmembrane transport
Cellular component (GO): membrane
Molecular function (GO): transmembrane transporter activity
Source: RefSeq, a predicted model, not a curated record